Messenger RNA from Plasmodium fragile, 3120 nucleotides. RefSeq lists its product as uncharacterized. The record is from RefSeq and is a predicted model, not a curated record. Lineage: Eukaryota; Apicomplexa; Aconoidasida; Haemosporida; Plasmodiidae. Bases 1 to 3120 code for a protein of 1039 amino acids. The transcript has 2 exons.
AUGAAACCCCCCUGGGGAGUUUUCCUCCUUUUACUGCUCGCGCAUUUUUCAACAUGUACUAAUGGAUACAGAAAGAGGAUGGGCAAUGCCCUGUAUAACUUCCUCCUUGGAAGUAGAAAUAACGAACGAAAAGAUACGCAAAUGAUGAGAAGGGGAAUGCACCAUGGGGUAAGGAAAAAAAGUGUGCACAGAUUAAAAGACGCUAAAGAUAUGCAUGUGGGACAAUUAAAAGUGGGUAGAGUGACAAACGUUGUUAAUAACGAUAUAUUUGUGAAAUUAAAAAAUGAUGAUAAUGAGCAAAUUAUAAUUAAGAAGGAAAAUAACUACCUGUUGGAAAAUGAACUUUUGUACGAAUAUUUAUACAGGAACAAUUUUAUUGACCAUGCAAUGUAUACUAGACUGAUGCGGAAGGGAAACCCUAAGUGGGAAGACCAAUCCCCAUAUGUACAAAAUGAUGACGUUAAAGAUUGCCUUGUUCUGGUAAAAGAAAUUGAUGAUAAAAAUAGAACAAUCGGAGAAUUAUUUACAAACGAAAUAAACAAAAGAAAAGAAAUAAUUUACGACAAAUUAAAUGAACUGAAAAAUUCAGAAAAAAAAAUUUUUAUACAAAUUGUAAAAAAUGUAAGGAAUAAAUAUUUUGUAGUUUUAAUAAAUGGAUGCAUAAAAGGGUAUUUGCUGUACGACGAAAAUGAUGAGAAGGACAAACACAAUGCGCAGCUCCUACAAGGGUCCAAAAACGCAACCCCCAAAAUAAGUGCAUACAUAAUUGACGUGAAUAAAAAACUCGAGUAUGUCUUUUUAAGUUUACAUAAAAUCCCCAAUAAUGAAAUAAAUGAAAAAUUACGAAAUUUGCAACAUACAAUUGUCGUGGAAAAUUUAUUUGAAAAUGUCUACUUCAAAGCGGAGGUGUCUGAUUUUUGUAAUGAUGGAAAUAAUAUAAUUGUGAAUAUUUUUGAGGCUAAAAAUAAUCCUGUUAAGGUGAAAAUAAAAUCUCAUAAUAUUAUUAACACGAGAAAUAUUUUGCGCAAUUUUGAUUACCUCAAAAAUAAAGUCAUAACACAUGAGUUUGCUCUGCACAAUUCGGCUGCCGUGGAGGACACCAAUGAAGAUCGUGCUCCAACCCACAAAAUGGGAAACAGAAGGGCGGAAGAAAGUGGCGACGCCCUUCACACAGGCGAAAGUGGCUCGUUUGAAACGCGCUACACAAGGGAUAUCGCCCCACAAGAGAAAAAAACAAAAGGGUCCAUACGCGCGAAGGACUACGCAGAUAAGUAUAAACAAUUCAAGCAAAACUUUUACGGAUGCAACGAAGAAGAUGCUCUCAAAUACAUCAACGUCGACGAUUACAUUUUUAAAAAGGAAAAAUUGCUUUACGUUCGAAUCGUGAACAAAACCUCGGACCCCAAUUUGUACGAAGGCAGCAUGGUUAACUCGGACCCAAUUACACACCAGAUAUAUGAACUUAUAAAAAGGAUGUCUACUGACCAAAAUGUCAUUCGGGAUUACGACUCCAUGUUGAGGUAUCCCUCCAAGGUUCUCGCUUUCUUUAACAAUUAUGUGAUUUUGUCCACCAGGGUUUUGAGCCCCGAGGCGGCGACAGUACAGGAAAGCGACUCCGAGAAUGGAGGAAAUACCCCUACCUGUGACACCACCGGGUGUAACAAAAUCAACAAGGAACACGUAAGAGACGUCAUCACGCUGAUCGAGAAGCGCUACAUCGAUUAUGAAAAUCUUAAAGAAGGAGACAUCUUCUUUUGCAGAUUUGAUAACAUUAAAACGAGAAACGCGCGUAACAUUUUUAACCUCUCCAAUAGCACUAUAAACAAAAUUUUUAAUUCAUACUUUAAGCGGGAGAAGGACAUAAUGGGGUUAGUCGGGCGGCGGGACGAUGACUCCCCGCGCUGGGACAAGAAGAGUCUCUCAAAAGCGGAACGGGGAAGGGAUAGUCCCCACCAAGGGCUCAACAUAGAAGAGCGCCCCAAGUUGCCCGAGCAGCAGAAAUCGCCUGAACAGCAGAAAUCCCCUGAGCAGCAAAUUUUCGAAGAAAUUUUUUUCUCCAAGAGGGACUUCUACUUCAUGAGAGGAGAACUACACAAGGACACUGAAUACCGUCUCAACAAAAACAACAUAGACAAGAAUUUCAAACUCUUAAAGAACAUAUGUGACACGUACUACUCGGGAAUUAACAAGGCAUACCAUCACUACCCAAGCAUACGAGAAGAAUAUAUUUUGGCCUACCUGGGAAAGGAAAAUUAUAAGUUAUACAGAAAAAUUGUGGCUGAUUAUUUCUCAUCGAAUGAGCAUUCCUAUAAGGAAUUUUUGCAAACAGAUUGUGAAGGCAUCCUUAUGACUGUCUUCGACAUGGCAUUUGAAAAUCCGAACGCAUUAACAGUACAGGUGAUACAAAAUUACAACAAAGAGCUAUAUGAAAAAAUCCCCAUGCUAAAUCUUAACGAACUAAAUUACUUGCUGAAGGACCUAGAUAAAUUAAAAAAAAAAUUGUAUAUAUACCCAUGUACCUACAAUAGCAAAAUUGGAAGAAUGAAUCUCACAUUAAAUAAUAUGAAGCCCAUAAAAAAGGAACACAUUGAAAACUUGCAAAUUCGUGAAGACGUAAAAAAUGAGCUGCUAAAGGCAUAUAAAAAUUUCGUCUUCCCCGUUGAGUAUAUAAAAGAGACCAUUAUAAAAAAGAAACAGGCCAAGUGUCGGGAAAAUGACAAAAUGCAAUCCAUUUACAUUUUGGCAGAAGAAACAAUAAACCUUUAUGAGAAUUCUGCCAAGGACGUCGAGCCGCUCAGUGAUGAGCAAAUUGGUAUCCUCAGGGGCCACAUUUUGAAGAAACGCAAGUCCAUCGCGGGAGAUAUGGUUGAAGAAGACUCUUUCCGCGGCGACCUCUUCGAGCCGGAAAACGGCCAAAUCAGACGCCUCCUACACAUGAUAAAACAAGACCUGGAGAAGCAGAAAAAGAAAAACAAGAUAGACGAAGUGGACCGUGAGUAUGAAGAAGAACAAAACAGUUACAGCGAUGCCACAGACCUCUACAAGACGUACCCAGAACUCCAAGAAAUGGACAAGCUCACCGAAGAUGCCUUUCAUAUGAAAAUUCCCUUUGUAGAAUGA